Messenger RNA from Phoenix dactylifera (date palm), 1069 nucleotides. Its product is annotated as myb-related protein 308-like. The record is from RefSeq and is a predicted model, not a curated record. NCBI's taxonomy places the organism in Eukaryota, Viridiplantae, Streptophyta, Magnoliopsida, Arecales, Arecaceae.
GGUCAAACGGGCUAAGUGGAUUGAGUCCGUAGAGUCCUCCCCGCAGCCUCUCCUUUUAUAAAUACUACUCCAUAUCCCCCAACCCUACUCCAUAUCCCUCACCGCUCCUAACCUUCCACUCUCUUCCAACCCAAACUCCAGUGCUACCCACAGAAAAGGAGGUCAAGAAAACAAAGAGAGAUAUCAACAAAACUAAAUUAAUCUAAACACCACCACCCCUUCAUCUCUCCCUUCACUAGCUAUGGGCAGGUCUCCUUGCUGCGACAGGGCUCACACCAACAAGGGUGCAUGGACUAAGGAAGAGGACCAGCGCCUCAUCGCCUACAUCAGGGCCCACGGCGAAGGUUGCUGGCGAUCCCUCCCGAAAGCCGCAGGCUUGCUUCGAUGCGGCAAAAGUUGCCGCCUUCGUUGGAUAAACUACCUCCGGCCGGACCUCAAGCGAGGCAACUUUACCGAGAAGGAGGACGAGCUCAUCAUCAAACUCCAUGGCUUGCUUGGAAACAAAUGGUCUCUAAUAGCCGGGCAAUUACCUGGUCGGACCGACAACGAGAUCAAAAACUACUGGAACACCCACAUCAGGCGUAAGCUCAUCAGUCGGGGGCUCGACCCCAACACCCACCGUCCGCUCACCAUAGAUACCCAACUCAACACCUCCACCCAGCCACAAUUGGCCACCAUGACGACCGAGGUAGCCUCAAAGCCGGUGACCGACAUGAUUGAGGAUGAGCACAGCAGUGGGAUCAGCACCACCGAGGACAGAUGCUUAGACCUCAACCUCGAUCUCUCAAUCAGCCUUCCUAACACUUCUUCGAAGCCGUCAACUUCAUCAGAGGUCUUGAUGCCACCCACAGCAGCAGAGGCCAGAACACCAACUUCAGUGCCACCUUAUACACAAACCAUUUGCUUAUGUUACCAUUUGGGGUUCCAAAGCAGUGAAGCUUGUAGUUGCCAAGCAAAUUCUAACCCAUAUUUUCUUAGAUUCUAUAGACCCUUGGAAGAGGGGCAACACAUGGAAUAGUUUGUAUUCAAAUUUCUACCAGUAAAGGAGAGUAGCUACGUUCUCAGAUUC